GCUUGCCAUCCAAGUUAGUUUUCACGCGGUAGUGAUUUGGUUCAGUCCGUCGACCCGACGGUCGUAGUGUCUCAAGACCGACGCUCGCGACGCCGGUUCCAAAGCGACGUCCGUCAGUGACCAAGUUUUUCGCGUACCUGGCCACCGACGAUGGUGUUGUUGUGCAACGGGUGUUAGGGAACGCGGCCGCGGAUGCCGUGUAACGUUGACGAUGAUCCUCCUCCGGCAGUGUAAUCGAGAUCAAGCGAUAGAACAGGAGCACCAGGUGUCCUUGGUGGUGGAGACGGAGGAAGAAUCGAGACGGCACGAUGUCCAUGUAUUUCUUCCGUCUUCACAACCUCCGCCGCGCCGAGGAAGACAAGAAGAAGAAGCAACGUCAGAGACGCAACCCCCGAUCGCGUUACUCGAACGCGCUCACCCUUGCGCCCAGUCGACUGUUCGAAAAAACGCCGCUCACACCCUCCGACAGUCUGGACGAAGUCGCUUUACAAAUACCAAGGGUACGAGUUGAAUAUUACGUCAACGAAAACACCCUAAAGGAACGGCUACAAUUAUAUUUUAUAAAAAAUCAACGAUCUAGUCUAAGGAUACGCAUAGUGAAUCUAUUUUUGAAACUUCUUUCCUGCUUUUUGUACAUUAUUCGUGUAGUUAUUGACCAAGAUCCAACCUAUGCUACCUGUUAUGGCUGUACGCCGGGCAAUAAGACUGAGUUUAUAUUGUCAGGAAAUUUGACAGAAGAAAAGUUCCAGGAAAACCCCAUUAUCAAUUGGGAUGCAAUUGUAUGGGUGAAUCGACCAUUCGAAUUAUGGAUAGUACAGGUCCUUCUAGCUGUAAUAAGCCUUACCGAAGCUCUUCUAUUAACUUAUUUAGGAUAUAAGGGAAAUAUUUGGCAACAACUGCUUUCAUUUCACCUAGUUCUUGAACUUGUAAAUACGAUACCUUUUGUUAUAACGAUUUUGUACAUACCGUUUCGAAAUGUAUUCAUUCCGGUUUUUUUGAAUUGCUGGUUAGCGAAGCGUUCCUUAGAGAACAUGUUUAACGAUUUACAUCGAGCAAUGCAGAAAUCGCAGUCGGCGUUGUCCCAGCAGCUUACCAUACUCUCUGUAACGCUUGUUUGCCUUGUUUUUACCAGCGUUUGUGGUAUUCAACAUUUUCAAAGGGCCGGCCACAGGCAUCUCAACCUGUUCCAAUCGACGUACUAUGUCGUCGUUACGUUUUCAACAGUCGGUUAUGGAGAUUUGGUACCCGACAUUUGGCCCUCGCAACUCUACAUGGUGAUAAUGAUAUGCGUGGCGUUAAUGGUCCUCCCUACACAGUUGGAACAAUUGGCUUUCACUUGGAUCGAACGACAGAAACUCGGCGGUUCGUACUCUUCGCAUCGGGCCCAAUCGGAGAAGCAUGUGGUGGUGUGCAGUACGACCCUCCAUGCAGACACGAUCAUGGAUUUCCUCAACGAAUUCUACGCACAUCCGCUCUUACAAGACUACUACGUGGUGCUUUUGUCGCCCAUGGAACUUGACACCACCAUGCGAAUGAUCCUUCAGGUUCCCAUAUGGGCCCAAAGGGUUAUUUAUAUACAGGGAUCUUGUCUGAAAGAUGGCGAUCUUGCACGGGCCAGGAUGAACGAAGCUGAAGCCUGUUUUAUACUGGCUGCAAGAAAUUACGCUGACAAAACUGCUGCGGACGAACACACGAUCCUGCGGUCGUGGGCAGUGAAGGAUUUUGCUCCAAGCGUUGCUCAAUACGUACAAAUUUGUCGACCCGAGAACAAACUUCACGUAAAGUUUGCCGAAUACGUUGUUUGCGAGGACGAAUUUAAAUACGCCCUUUUGGCAAACAACUGCACCUGCCCAGGGGCUUCGACCCUGGUCACUCUCCUUUUGCACACUUCUAGGGGACAAGAAGGGCAACAGUCGCAAGAAGAAUGGCAUCGUCUUUACGGACGAUGUUCGGGUAAUGAAAUUUAUCACAUCGUGCUUGGAGACAGUCGCUUUUUUGGCGAAUAUGAGGGAAAAAGUUUCACCUAUGCCAGUUUUCAUUCUCAUCGAAAGUAUGGUAUUGCUCUUGUGGGUGUCCGUCCUGCCGAACUACCAGAAUUUUACGAAGAUACAAUCCUCCUGAACCCGGGACCUCGGCACAUCAUGAAGAAGACGGACACGUGUUAUUACAUGAGUAUUACAAAAGAAGAAAAUUCAUCAUUCACGGUGGCCAACCAACAGACUCAAGUUCCGCCAGGCGGUGUUGCCAGUUCGGAACCGGUAAUAAUAACAGCUGAAGAAAAACCAAGAGUGACUCCUACCAUUAAAGACGGUACCGCUCCUCCUCCAAUCAUACUGCAAGUUCCCACAUGUGUCACAACAUUUCCUGACCAUGGAGGUCUAGGAGAUUCUCGUCAACAUCUUAGAGAAACAUCCCCUACAACGACUAUCACAACCGGGAACCAUUUGGAUGUGCCGCGACCUGGGGACAACCCAAAUCUCUUGAGUCCCGAAAUGAUCAAUCAGAGACGAAAUUCUAGAAGACCCAGCAUCCUUCCCGUUCCAGAUAAUUUCACAGGUUCGUCGUUUAAUAUCCACCAGGAUCCGGAAGAAGGGGAUGAGAGUGACGACGAGCUGGAAGAUGACGUGCCGUGGAGAUCGCCGAGUGAAAAGAUUGCGUGCAGCAAUGAAUCUCAAGGAAGCACGAAAACUGCAUGGCAUGGAGAUUAUUCGUGCAUCGUUAAGGGUUUUCCACCGGUGUCGCCGUACAUCGGCGUGAGUCCGACCCUGUGCUACCUCUUGAAAGAGAAAAAACCCCUUUGCUGUCUCCAACUGGCGCAAGUCUGCGAACAUUGCAGCUACCGAAAUGCCCGCGACUAUCAGUGGCAGAACAAGACCAUCAUUUUAGCUGCGGACUACGCUUCCAAUGGCAUUUAUAACUUCAUAAUACCGUUGAGAGCGCAUUUUAGAUCGAAGACGUCGCUGAAUCCAAUAAUUCUUCUAUUAGAAAGGCGACCCGACAUCGCCUUCUUAGAUGCAAUAUCCUACUUUCCAUUGGUUUAUUGGAUGCUGGGAUCGAUUGAUAGUCUGGAUGACCUACUUAGGGCGGGCAUCACCCUUGCUGAAAACGUCGUCGUUGUGAACAAAGAACUUUCCAACUCAGCCGAAGAAGACACACUAGCCGACUGCAACACCAUCGUAGCCGUACAAACGAUGUUUAAAUUUUUCCCAAACAUCAAAAGCAUCGCGGAAUUGUCCCAAUCAUCCAACAUGCGAUUCAUGCAGUUCAGGGCUCAUGACAAAUACGCCUUGCACUUGUCGAAAAUGGAAAAGAGAGAGAAAGAACGAGGAUCUCACAUAUCAUACAUGUUUCGGCUACCGUUCGCCGCAGGAAGCGUCUUCAGUGCGAGCAUGCUCGACACCUUGUUAUAUCAAGCAUUCGUGAAAGAUUACGUAAUCACGUUCGUUAGGCUCCUUCUGGGAAUCGACCAAGCACCAGGAUCAGGAUUUCUUACAUCCAUGAAAAUAACGAAGGACGACAUGUGGAUUAGAACGUACGGUCGGCUGUACCAAAAGUUGUGUUCAACCACGUGUGAAAUACCAAUCGGAAUAUAUCGCACUCAGGACACGUCGAUUUCUGAGUCGUCUAAUGUGAGUAUGAGUGGUUGCUCAUCUGCUUGGUCGAUCUGUGUGCGUAUGCCCUCCUCCCAAUCGCUUGACGAGGAUUUCGGGCCUGAUCGCGUAGGGGUCACUUAUAAACCUAAGGAAGGUACUAACUGUCUUGGCUGUGCUGAAACACGACACUCGAUGUACUCCUUGAACAUGGUAGACGAAGCCAAAGAUAAUCACGAGCAGCAAAUCGAGAGGGCAGAAAUAGCCAAUCUAGUUCGAUCGCGAAUGGAAAGUCUGAAUCUUCCUCCAAUGGAUUACAAUGACGUUAGCGAGAAACGAAAUAGUCUUUCUUACGUGAUCAUUAAUCCCAGCUGUGACUUGAAGUUGGAGGAGGGCGAUAUCAUCUAUUUGGUACGGCCUAGUCCAUUUUCCGCACAAAAAACGUUCGAACGUCACAACAGUAGAAGAAAAUCGAACAUCAGCUUCUGCUCCCAAACCCUAAUCCAGCAAAUGGGCGCGUCGACGGGUAGCAGACGGGGUUCAACCCUUGGCCUUGCCAGUUACCAACCACCCCGUCCGCCUCCCUUAGCGUCUACAAAAUCGAACUCCCUGUCCCUCCCCGAUAGUCCAACAGUUGGAGGAUAUCAACGCGGAAGAUCCAACUCCUUGAGGGUAGUGGACGACAUCUUGUUACGCAGAUCUAACUCGUUACGUCAAGGACUUACGAGUUUAGACGUUAGCAGGCGAAAAAGCAGCUUAGAAGACAUCGGACUUUUACACUUUUCUACCAGCAGCUACAGGAACCCCAUUAAAAUAGCACUCAACGAGAGUAUAGGUUUAGAAGUGACUCCCCCCGAGGAAAGCAGUCCGCCUUCGAUCAGUAGUAAUACACAGUUAAUAGUGAGGCCUCCGAGCCUUGGUGCCGGACUCAGUUGUGCCGGGAGUACUUUGAGUUUGUCGCAAAGUGUUUUUUCAACAACUCAACCGUUGAGUUUAGGUAUAAAUCCUCCUCCGACCGUGUACUGCAGCGGAGAGAAUAUAUCGCAACAGGCCGGACUACCGUCAACGACGAACCUCACGGACCCUCAACACCUUCAGGGCACAAUAGUAUGAUACAACCUCAUGUGGGGUAGAAGAAUGAGUGGCUUCAGGAACAAGUGGCUCUAAUUCUCACUCCCACGCGUAGAUUACGUACUUUUCGUUGAUUAUUGUUGUUACCUGUCGCGUUUUAGACGUUUUUGAGCUUUGGACGUAAGAGGAAAAACGAAAGGUAAUGUUUUUAAUUACUUAUUAUUUAAUUUCAACCAAAAAAAAAGAGAGAGAGCAGAAAACCCAGAUGUAAUUUCAAAGGUGUAAGAGAAAAUGAAAACUGCUUUAUGUUUAUUUUUCUUUACAACUCAUUACACAGGAGUGACAGGAAAAUUGAUAUUUUCCAACCCUUAAAAUUUGUUCGUUCAAAAUUAUUGGGUAAUAUCUGUCUUUACGUCAACUACUAUUUUCUAAAUUUUUCG
Molecule: messenger RNA, 5101 nt
Organism: Agrilus planipennis (emerald ash borer)
Lineage: Eukaryota; Metazoa; Arthropoda; Insecta; Coleoptera; Buprestidae
Product: potassium channel subfamily T member 2
Exons: 23
Coding region: 309-4703 (1464 amino acids)
Biological process (GO): potassium ion transport
Cellular component (GO): membrane
Molecular function (GO): intracellular sodium-activated potassium channel activity
Source: RefSeq, a predicted model, not a curated record